CCUCUGGACCUGACAGGCUGGCCCUGGAUUCUUCAGGCAUCCCUGGAGCAAGAGGCUGCCCAAGGCGUGGAGCUGGGAGGGCGCUUGGACGGAACCGUUCAGGUGGCUAGGAGCUCUGCCAGCUUUGGUCACCUUGGGCCCGGCUAGGAGCUCUGCGGCGGGAGCCUGGAGGACCGUGAACUGCUACGCGCGGUGCUGAGAGCCCAGCCCUGCCUGGCGCGGCCUCAAGCCCUGAGGGGCACCAGGUGUCCGGAACUUUGGGCACAGCCUCUGGGACUCCCUGGCCACCAGCAGACAGGAUGGUGAGCUCCCUGCAUCCUGUUCUGUGGGCACGGGUAGGCAGAGCCAGGCACUGGGGACCCCUGUGGGGUGAGUGUGUGCUGGGAACUGCCUCACACCUGAUAAAAUAGCCGGUGGAGGAGUGCUGCUCUUUUAUGUUGUCGAAUGGAUCAGCUGGGACUGAUAAGGGGAGGGGACAAAGAUCCGGCAGAGAAAGGGUUAGGGUACCCCACCAGCUUGGGCAGGCACUAGAUGUGCCAAGUGGGGCACAUCUCCAAAGGGCAGCUGGACUUCCAGAGCUGCCUGGGUUCCCCUCCCCUUCCCAGGCAGGCCUUCCCACCCCAGGCUUCCGUGACCACAGGUGCUUGCCUCCUGCCCCUUGGUGCCUGUCUGCUGAUGUGCCCAGCCUGUGCCCACCAUGCCGCCCUCCAUCUCGGCCUUCCAGGCCGCAUAUAUUGGCAUCGAGGUGCUCAUCGCCCUGGUCUCCGUGCCUGGGAACGUGCUGGUGAUCUGGGCAGUGAAGGUGAACCAGGCACUGCGGGAUGCCACCUUCUGCUUCAUCGUGUCACUGGCAGUGGCUGAUGUGGCAGUGGGCGCUCUGGUCAUCCCACUUGCCAUCCUCAUCAACAUUGGGCCACAGACCUACUUCCACACCUGCCUCAUGGUCGCCUGCCCUGUCCUCAUCCUCACUCAGAGCUCCAUCUUGGCCCUGCUGGCAAUCGCUGUCGACCGCUACCUCCGUGUCAAGAUCCCGCUCAGGUACAAGACAGUGGUGACUCCCCGAAGGGCUGUGGUGGCCAUCGUUGGCUGCUGGAUUCUCUCCUUUGUGGUGGGCUUGACACCUAUGUUCGGCUGGAACAACCUGAGUGCGGUGGAGCGGGCCUGGGUGGCCAAUGGCAGUGUAGGUGAGCCCGUGAUCAAGUGUCAGUUUGAGAAGGUGAUCAGCAUGGAGUACAUGGUCUACUUCAACUUCUUUGUCUGGGUGCUGCCCCCACUGCUGCUCAUGGUCUUCAUCUACCUGGAGGUCUUCUACCUGAUCCGCAAGCAGCUCAACAGGAAGGUGUCGGCAUCCUCCGGCGACCCGCAGAAGUACUAUGGGAAGGAGCUGAAGAUCGCCAAGUCGCUGGCCCUCAUCCUCUUCCUCUUUGCUCUCAGCUGGCUGCCCCUACACAUCCUUAACUGCAUCACCCUCUUCUGCCCUUCCUGCCAUAAGCCGAGGCUCCUCAUGUACAUCGCCAUCUUCCUCACACAUGGUAACUCGGCCAUGAAUCCCAUCGUCUAUGCCUUCCGCAUCCAGAAGUUUCGGGUUACCUUCCUUAAGAUUUGGAACGACCACUUCCGCUGCCAACCUGCACCCCCCAUCGAUGAGGAUCCUCCAGAAGAGAGGCCCGAUGACUAGACUCCACCUCCUGCCCCCAGCUGCGCACAUCUGGGGCAUCUCAGCCCAGUACUCACCUCCCUGCUGUCCUGCUCGUCUCCCUUGUCUCCCUGACUCUUCCCUACUGGCCUUUGGGCUGUGAGUGCCCUGCACCUCGAGGUCCUGGAGGAGUUUUGGGAGGGCAGUCCAUGGGGAAAGAACGAGGUAACCUGAGGGGACGAGGAAAGUGGGGGCAGCACCCUAACCCUAACCCUAACCCUCCCCACCUGCCUGACCAACCCACAGGCAGCCCAGCACAUCAGGCUGAGUGGGGCUUGGGGACACUGAGACUGCCAUGGGGCCAUGUGGGCCAGGAGGGCAAGCUCAGCUCCCGUGGCGGGAAGGGAGGGGAGUCUGCUUGUCUUAGGUGGUAGUGGUGCAGCCCUGGGACCAAGUGUAAGGAGAGGAGAAUAUCCCCGCCAAGAUGGAGGGAAGGGGAGAAACUAGAUGUCCUGGCCUUGUUUUCUCUCCUGUUCUGUAGCAGAAGGUGGCCAGAGCCACUGACAGGCAGGAAGCAAGGAGCCUCAGUCCCCACCUCCCAGAACCCUGUGUUCCUGGCCAUGCUGCAUGCCAGGGUGCCUGCUCUCUUUGCCCUGGGGAUCCCAGGGUUAUACUUGGGAGAGGCCGAAAGAACGAGUCCAGAAAUAAUUUCCAGUAUUUGCUUUAUUCUCCACUAGCCCUUGGACCUGAGUGGGGGCUCCGAGCUCUCUGGAGCUAAUGUGGAAUGGUAGGUGUGGGCCUCAAACAGCCACUGGGAGACAGUGUUGAGCCCUCAUUCUUGCCUUGAGCCUCCCAAGUAGGAGACUUGGAGUGUAACUGCCUGUCCUCUGGGCCACCAGCUCUCGGUGAUGGGCAUGUGCCCUCCUAGGUGACACCCAUCUCUGUUGCUUCUGAGCCAGAUGGAGAGGAGAACCCCAGACAUGCCAGCUCUUGGGAGCAUUCUGCCUGCCUGGGGAGCGGAUGAAGAAGGGAAAGUGGGCUGCUGUGGUCAUGCUGGGAUGAAGUGUGACAGGGUGGUCAGGCCAGAGGAGACUACCCUCCUGGGUGUAUGGGCAGGAAGGUCUUACCAGAAUUUAGGUACCCUCAGUACCCCUGACACUUAGCACAGUGUUCAUGGGCUUUGAGGCUCUGUUGCAGAGUCUAGGCCUUUAGCCUAAACCCUUGGGGAAGGGUCUACUCCUGGCCAAGCCCAAAGCUCCUUAUACAGAAGAAUGAGGGGCCAGGUUCUAAGUGUGAAUAGCAACUCCAGACAUGAUUCCAGGCCCUCCCCUCUCUCAGAGGUGGGAUAUCCCCUGGCUCCCAGGGCGGGCCACUUGACUAAUAAAAGACUGUGAACCCUCAUGGAGAACGUACCCCACCACCGUCUGAGGGCAACAAACAACCUCAACAGAGAAAAAGCAAUGGUGGGGGAUAGGGAGAGGUGAAGAGAGGGGGCACUGGGAGGCAUUUGGAGCAAGGAGGGUUCCAAAGAAGGGUGUGUCUGUUCCUAUAGUUAUCCUCUUAGGGUAGCAAACGCUGCAUGUGAAAUGAGAUCCUAAAAAAUCUCAUAUCUGGAAAAGCCCCAUGACACCGCGAGCCCCCUCCCACGGGCACCUUCCUCAUGGUGUCAGAGGUGGAGACCCCCUCAUGGUGACACAUUCAACAGCCCCCUCGUGGUGACGCAGUGCCGCCCCCAUCGUGAUGAUGCUCAUUGUCACAGAGGCCCCUGCACUGUAUCACCACACACCUUUAUUCAAGUGCUUCUCGCCCAGUGUACAGCUCCCUGCAGGAGCGCUCCAGUCUCUGCACUUUCCAGGGCCCCUUGUAUCCAGGAAGCCUGGCCUGGGGCCUGCUAGGCAGGUACCAAGGAGCAAAGCCAUCAGUCAUCACUAUGGAGAUGGGGACCUCUGGCCUCCGUGGAGCUUGAUUCUGGGCCUGGCUGCCCUGAACCCUCAGGCCUGCAGCACCUAGCAGAGAACAUGUUUUAUGAGCCCCUGCUGUUAGGCAGAGCUGGGCUAUACGUGCCCUGCUGAAGGGGUGAUAUGGGGAGGGCGAAGCAGUACCCCUCUUCCUUUCCCAGGCCUCCUUCCCCUUAGGCCCUUGGGCCCAAAGCCCAGGUCUCAGCUCUGCCCACUGCAGCUCCAGGAUACAUCCUCACUAGUCCAGGGCCUCAGAACCACCUGGGGAGGGCAGUCAGGGCAAGGAUGUUGCCCCUACUUCUCUGACUGAGGAAACAGGUCCAAGGGAAGGCCCUGGCCUAAGGUCUUUCAGAGCCAGGACUAGAUCCUGUCCUCUGACCAUCCACUGAAUCCCUUCCACUGAAUGCCCAUCCCUUCCAGGCCUCGCCAGCAGCACCCUGCCCUGCAGCGUCUGUGGAGCACCCCCAGGACUGUGCGUGUUCGUUGCCUGUGACUGCAGAUUUGUACUCAGAGCUGGAUGCCCCCUUCCCUUCUCACUCCCACCCCUGCUCCUGGCCUCCACCCCCAGAGGCAGCGGAGGGAGUGCAUGCAGCCACUUACCUUCCUGCUCAUCACAGCCUCCACCAGUGGCUCUUCAGUGUGUGGCUGAGGCUGGGAGAGAUCUGAAGCGCUCAGCCUCGUCUAGUCCAGCAGGAGAAGAGGUGGCUUCUCCUGGUCUCCCAUCCAUUGGAGGGUUCCUAAGGAGUGACCCCUCUCAAGUCCUCACCUUUGACCUCCAGCCGGCAGUCCACAGAUGCCUCCCCCAGCACAUUGAUGGCCUUGCAGGUGUAGACCCCGGAAUCGAAGGGGCUGGGUUUCCGGAUCUCCAGGGUGCAGACACCUUGCUCAGAGAGGGCGCGGUAUUUGGGAUCACCCUGGAUGUCCAUCUUGUUUUUCAUCCAGAUGAUCCUGGGCUGGGGAAGCAAGGUCAGAGGAGAGCUGGGAAGUUUGUGGGCCAGGACGAGGCUCUCGAAGGCCAUCCUCCACUUAGGGAAAGAUGCCUGGGAAGAUUCUUCAACCCCGGUGCCCCUGCCCAAGGCACAGCAGGGCCCUGCCCCUCACCUUGGGUGACGCUCGGACACUGCAGAAGAGCUGCGUGCUGUAGCCAGGGGUGGAGGUGUGGUCAGCCAGGGGCUGGGUGAACGAGGGGGCUUCUGAGAAGUCUCGCUCAACAAAACUUUUAGGUUUGGCAACAAUAUCUGGUUUGGAGGGAGAAAGUAGGGUGAAUUUGAGGUUACAGGAGGAGACCUCUUAAGACUGACUUCAUCCAUUUUCUUAAAAUCACUACAGCUUACACUUCGGUAUGCCAUUUAAUCUACACAGCAUUCCUUUGCAAGGAUAAAUUUGUCAUCCCCAGUUGACAGAUGGAAAACUAAGACCCUCCAUAGAUGAGGGACUUGCCCAAUAUCACGUAGUGAGUUUGCGGCUUACGCGAUGGAAGGUCACAUGAUGACUAUGGCUCUCUGAGCAGAGAGCUGGUGGUCUGGAGGAAAAUUAAGGGCGGGAGACAAUCCAUUUCACCCCUGCCUCCUCAUCUGGAGCCCCAUGGCAGGACCCUAGGCUCCUGGGGUCUUUGGGAAGCCAGGCACAGCCAACAUGCCGGAGCUUAGAGGCAGAACGUCUCAAAGAGGCAGAGGAAAGCCGGAACGACAGCUGGGUGAGUCACAGAGGGGAGGAGAGAGGGGAGUGGGCAGCAAAACCAAACAGAUGAGAUGAUCCUGGCUGAGGGUGGAGACUAAAAACCCAGGGAUUCUACAUUUCAUUUCUGUUUGUCUUUGGAGACUUGACUGGCUUUCUUCUUUUAAAUGAAAAUUUCUUCCUAAUUCUGUGCA
Messenger RNA from Orcinus orca (killer whale), 5465 nucleotides. RefSeq names its product adenosine A1 receptor (gene ADORA1). Gene Ontology annotation, molecular function: G protein-coupled adenosine receptor activity. Bases 698 to 1678 code for a protein of 326 amino acids. The record is from RefSeq and is a predicted model, not a curated record. Lineage: Eukaryota; Metazoa; Chordata; Mammalia; Artiodactyla; Delphinidae. The transcript is spliced from 4 exons. Gene Ontology annotation, cellular component: synapse; dendrite; membrane. Gene Ontology annotation, biological process: G protein-coupled adenosine receptor signaling pathway.